Messenger RNA from Amoebophrya sp. A25, 3155 nucleotides. Lineage: Eukaryota; Dinophyceae; Syndiniales; Amoebophryaceae. The record is from the annotation of a GenBank genome assembly.
GUUUUUGGCAAGACUACACCUUGGAUGGGAUUCGACUUGAUCAUGCUGGUGGUGCUCCUGGUCCUGGUGUCCACUCUGGGAUGUCCAUUUCAAACAUAGAGCAAGGACAACAAGAGCAGCAAGUAGCCCCCCCACAGAGUAGAAGUUUGAAAUAUCUGGGUUUGUGGCCGCCAGAUCAUAUGAAAGCAAAAGGCGAAUUCCAUGCUUCAGGGCACGAAUUUGAGAAGAUGAAGCUACGAUUGAAAGAUGCUGAGUGGGUGAAGACGGUCGAAUGGUUUAGAGCGUAUUCCGUAGCUGUAGUUAAAAAAUCAGGUUCUGGUGAUGCUCCUGAUUCUUCUGGUGGUACAAGUACAAGCGGAGAACGAAAUAGAAAUAGAAAUCCAACCAGCGUUUCAUCGACAUCAUCAACGAGUCGCAGUCCUGCUGUAAACGCUCUGGACACGCUUACUGGCACGCCAUUUGAUAAAUAUGCUGCCUCAGCUUCGUACUUGAUUCUGACGGAGAAAGUACUGAAAAAGAUGCGUGAAGCGUUGAGGAUCGCGAUAUCAAAGGACCACACUGGAAGUGGAUUAUCGAAAGAGGUUCUUCUAUCUGACAAUGUCGCUUUCAAAAAUCGGAAAUUCAUUGUGCCGACACCGAUACCGAUAGAGAAGUCCUCAUCCUCUGGAAGAGAUGACAACAUGAUCAACAUCUUCGAUGAAAUCGAGCUAGAGCUAUUCGCCAAGGACCACUCGUAUCGAAGUCUCGUUACAGAAGCUAGGGCACUGCUACUUCUCGCCGAGAUGGGUCUGGAGUGGGAAAUGAAAGGUGUGCCUAGGGUAUUGUACGAUAGGACGCUCAUUUCCGCGGAAUUCUGGCCACUUUGGAAACUGUUGUCCAACAUCGAACGCACAGGUGCAGUAACCCGUCAUUACAGCAAGAUGUUGCCCGAAAAACGGCUUGUGGAUCUGAAACGGAUGCAGCAGACGAAUGCGCUUACUCGUGUGGAGAGUAUCAAGAAUACUAUUGAUGAGCACGAGGAUAAUAAGGUGGACGUGGAUGCUACAACGAGGACCCGUGUAUUAGGUUCUGAACAAAAGCAGGAUGUAUGAAAGGAAAAAGUGCACUCACACUCAAGAACUUGGCUAGGAUUUAAGUAGGAAAGUGGCUCCUUUCUUGAGCGUGAGUGCGCCUUUUCUUUUCAUAGGAUGCUGGGGUAUUACCUCAGUUGUCAUCUGCUCUACCAGCACAAAAAGUGGCUCAUGUAGCGUUCUCCGGAAACCAGGAUCAAGUCCCUGGCAUCGUCGCUAGCAUCAACAGCCUCAUAGUGAAUACGAGACAUCCAGAAAACGUCGUUUUGCAUUUCUUUCUGACGAAGGACGAUUUAGCAGUCUUGAUGAACGUUUUUGCGUGCAGCUUCAAAGCGAAAUGGUAUCGAGAAUUUGAAAGGGCUGGGGGUUCUACAUCCGAUUCCGAUACAACCCCAAGUUGUAGCGGUAGUGCAACGAGUGAAGAAACUGGUGCAAGUGGAGAAACUGAUGUCAGAUCUGCAGAUCUCAGCUCAUCUGCAUUCGAGAUGAUUUUGGACACGGAUGAGACAAUUGCUUUAGACCUGCGAGAUUUGAUGCUAGAGGGGGAUGCGAUCGUGGAGGUACUAGACGGCCACGGUGGAAACUCGUACUCGAAAGCAGCAAAUAGGAAUAAUGUCUUCUCCAUUGGAGACAUUCGUAUGCUAAACACUUUUUUACGCACCGACGGCUCGGAAGUUGGUGAGUUGCUUUGUAAACACGCAACGUUUCUGUUGUAUGGGCGAACGCGGUUGAAGCUUCAUCUGUUCCAUCCGCAAGAGCUGGCGCAUUUUAUCUCUCCAGAUGCGCACAACAGCAAUCACGGGAAUUUAACGGCGCCACAUAACUACGUGAGAUUCUCCCUUCCGCGAAGAUUGGAAAAAGUGAGAUUACAUUCAACUUCACCUUCAAGAGCUGCCGCGAACGAAAUAGAGAUAAUUUCUGUGGACAAGAUCCUCUACCUGGAUGUAGAUCUCAUUGUGCAAGGCGACGUGACGGAAAUUCUGGUGGCUGAUGACGCCCUGCAUGAGGAAAGUCACACUCGUGACGGAACUUCUACUGUUCGGAGUAUUAGAAGUUCUCUUCAUAUUGCCCCAAUAGCUGCAGUCCCGCGACCCAACCCGUUAUCCACGUUCCUCUACAAUUGGGACCAUGAGAAAGCCAGACACUGGCAACCAGUCUUUUCAACUCCCAGUUUCAAUGCGGGUGUGAUGCUGUUUGAUUUAGAACUUUGGAGGCGCCUGGAUUUAGAGACGGAUUUGAGCGACAACGUCUUUCGCGUGUCGAAUGAGCAUGGACGAUACUGGCGUUUAGGGAGUCAACCACCUUUAUUGUCGCAUUUCCUAGAUUCGUGGAGUAGCAGUGCAAGUAGAAGUGCCUCUUCCAGCAGGUCUAGCAGUAGUACUCCUCGUAAUGAGAAUAAACAACCAACUGAAGCUGAUGGCGUUGAAGAUUCACGAUCACUUGCGGAGGAAGACAAGACCGGGACACUGAAGACACCUUCAUCUUCAGCAUCAGUAGAAGACAGCGCCUCCGCCUCCGUGCUGUCUCGGCGUGUUCGUUUUCUGGGUCCCGAAUGGAAUGUGGAGGGUCUAGGACACCACUGCCAGUCGUCUUUCUUCGAUAAAGACGAGUGCCUGACCAAGAUGCGGAGGAAAAUAGCAACAGGCAAAAUCCUGCAUUGGACCGGACCAAAUAAGCCGUGGAUUCACGUAGACAACCAGUUCGAUUUCAACUCCAAAUUCAUGAACACGACCAUGAUGGCGACACCGAAUAAAGAUGGGGACGCAAGUGCGGAUCAUGGCUUUUACAAGUCCAUUUGGGACCAAUACGCAACACACUGCUGGUUUUGAAUUUCAUUGCGGCAAACUACAUCAAUUCUUGCUAGUAUCGUUCUGGUUAUCGAUUUGAUUUGUGCCUCUUGCGUCUUAUACAAUUACAAUCAACAUACACUCACACUUGCGGCUCUUAGAGAUACUCAAUUGCUUUGUCUUCAACACAAAAAACGCGCAUAAGAAGUAGAUUGCCACCACUUCGACUGAUGAUCGUCAUUCUAGCUGACCGCAACGCCAUGAAUCAUCCGAUGCAUGCUGAAAUAUUCGCUUCACG